Messenger RNA from Histoplasma capsulatum G186AR, 1988 nucleotides. RefSeq lists its product as uncharacterized. Lineage: Eukaryota; Fungi; Ascomycota; Eurotiomycetes; Onygenales; Ajellomycetaceae. The coding region runs from base 220 to 1191 and encodes 323 amino acids. The record is from RefSeq and is a predicted model, not a curated record. The transcript is spliced from 4 exons.
AAAUGAUAGGCCGUCUCUUGCAAUGCUCUCACCGCCGUGUCUCCAUGACACCUGAUACCAUCGGUUUAUUUACUUGGAAGACUAACGAUGAGAGAACCUAAUCCCUUUCAAUUGAAGUGAUAUAGAUGUACAAUAUCUGAACCGAUCGAAGUGAAGAACGUUUUCCAUUGUGUUUCUACGUAUAUAUACGACUCUUGAAAAGAGAGGGUCAUCCUCAUAAUGCCUCCCGGAGAACAGAGCUACACUCUCUCCGUCACAGCAGGUCCCGGCUACAACCCUUCAACCCACAAGCCAGUCGCCGUCAACUCCUCCGUUCCCCACCUCAUAGAAACAGAGCACGCCACCAUCGACCUCCGUGUUCGCAUACAAGAGUACACAGGCCUCCCCCGGAACUCCCCGCGCACCUGCCCAUACUUCUCCCACCCCGCCCACACAAACGACCAAUACUCCAUCGCCAUCUCCUUCGUCCCCAAGCGCGCGAUUCCUGGUGCAGAGCUUGUCUUCGGCAACGAUUUCGACCGCCCCAUCCGCGACAGGUUGCCGCCGGGUACGAACCAGGCGCUGAAGUUUGUUAAGUGGGCUAUUGACCCCGGGUUAGAAGGGGAUGCGUAUGCGGAUAAGCCGUAUUUGUAUGGGGCGGCAUUGUCAAGUUGGAAUUAUUUGAGGGUUUGUGGGGUUGUCAGGGAGAGGGAGGAAGGGGAUAUGGUGGGAAGCGGAGAGGGAAGGGGCGCGGACCAAGAGGAGAUCAUUGAAGAAGGUGGGGAGGGUGAUGGAGAGGAAGUUCGGAGGAAAUUGAAUGUUCCUAACGAUCCGGCGGGGAGGAGGAAGUUCUUUUUGGUUGAGGGGAAUCGGGAUCGAUUUGUGUUUGAGGAGGGGAGGCUGUAUAAAGCUGAUUUUGGGAAUGGGUAUUUGGGAUUUAGUGAUUUCUCCCUCCGCCUCCCCGGCUUCAGCAUUAAGGUGGCUAAAUAUAUCGAUGCAAAGAACCAUCAACUUCGCUAUGUGCUGAAGAAUAAAAGCACAGGCGAUGUAUAUUUUGUGGUGUUGUUUACGUUACUUUUGGGUAAGGCUGGUGCUCGUGAUUGUGACGAUAACGCAUACGAGAAUGUUGAUGUUGACGAUGAGGGAAAAAAUGAAGAAGGUAAUAAUAAUAAUGAGACGUGGUAUGGCGAGGACGACGAGGGCGUCGAUUGAAAUUUGCUAUGGCCCUCGUUUCUUGCCUUCCACCUUUAAAUGCAUUGGGUCCGAAUUUGGCUUAGAUUUUUGGGAGUUAUGGUGCAAUAGAGCGAUCUUAAUAGAUUGGAUGGUGUUAUGUAAGGGUCAAUAGAGCUAUGGCGUCUGGCAUAUUUGCAUUGUUCAAUUCGAAAUCUAUUUUGAUAAUAAGUAUUCCUUGGUUCACAAUUUUUCGCUUUUACCUUGCGCUAUUGCAGUCUAAGUGGUCUCCAGACCACUCAUACAAAACAGUACAUUUUCUCACAGCCUCCUUAGUACAUCCGCCACCACUUCCUCCGUUUUCGCCUUCCCCCCCAAAUCCGGCGAUAAAAACUUCCCUUCAUCUAAGUUCGCAUCAACCGCCUUAUAGAUGCUAGCGGCAGCUUUCUCUUCUCCCAAAAACUCCAACAUAAGUGCAACACUUCGCAGCGUCGCGAUCGGAUUCGCGAUGCCUUUGCCCUCAAUGUCUGGCGCAGAACCAUGACACGGUUCGCCGAUGGCAAAUUUUUCACUAACGUUGGCGCUGGGCACAAGGCCCAGCGAACCGACUAGCGCCGCAGCGCCAUCUGAGAGGAUGUCGCCGUAUAAAUUGGGCGCGACAAUGACGUCGUAGUAAGAAGGUUGGCGGAAAAGUUUGUAUACCAUUGAAUCGACGAUUUGCUCUUCAACGGCGACGGUGUCAGCGAAGCGGGGCUGUGCUAGCGCGCGCCGUGCCGUCUCGCGAAAGAGGCCGUCGGUUUGGCUGAGGACGUUCGACUUGUGGGUAAUGGUGACCAUGG